AUGCAGGCAGCAGGAAACGAUGGUGUUCCUGCCGCCCUCGCCCAAAAGCAAGAGCUAGCAAAGCAGCUGACCACUGCUACGACCAAUACUGCCGAUGGAGGCUUCAUUGCCCAGUUGACCAGCAAUCCCUUCUUCACGGCCGGUUUCGGUCUUGCCGGUCUUGGUGCUGCUGCAACUUUCGCACAACGAGGCAUUCGCAAUGGUGCCGCACUCCUCAAGCGUCGACUGUUGGUCGAUGUCGAGAUCAAUAACCGCGACGAAUCCUACGCUUGGUUCCUGUACUGGCUGAGGCUACAUGAGCAAGGCCGAAUUCUAUCAACACCCGCUUCGGCUGCGACUGGCCGGAAGAGCUCAUGGCUAAGCUCCGUUCUACAGCGCUUGACGCCGUCUAUGCGACAACUGUCCAUCGAGACCGAGACCGUCAAACUCCCCAACGGCGCCAUCAAUGCCGAGUUUGCUCUCGUUGCAGGCCCCGGAAGGCAUUUCCUCAGAUACCGCAAUGCCUUCAUCGCCGUCAAUCGCGUUCGAGAGACGAAGCAAUAUGAUAAGGAUGGGAAGCCAUGGGAGACCAUCACCCUCACAACUUUGUACUCACAGCGCCACGUUUUCGAGUCUAUGUUCAAAGAGGCACACGAGUUGGCAGUCGAGAAUACCGAGGGAAAGACUCCCAUCUAUGUCCCACGUGCCGUUUCGUGGGAGCCUUUUGGAAACCCUCGCCAAAAGCGCCCUCUAAGCUCUGUCAUCCUUGAUCAAGGCGUCAAGGAGCGCAUAGUAGCCGAUGUACGCGACUUUAUUCAGUCGGAGAAGUGGUACUACGACCGGGGUAUACCUUAUCGACGUGGCUACCUCUUGUAUGGCCCACCGGGAACCGGCAAAUCUUCCUUCAUACAAGCUCUUGCCGGUCACCUAAAUUACGCAAUCGCCCUCCUCAAUUUAUCUGAGCGUGGGCUCACCGACGAUCGCCUCAAUCACUUCCUGUCCAACCUCCCAGAGCGUACCUUUGUUCUGCUCGAGGACGUCGAUGUUGCCUGGGCCAAUCAGCGUUCCGCUGGCUCAGAUGGCUACUCUGGUGCCAACGUGACUAUGUCUGGCCUGCUCAACGCCUUGGAUGGCGUCGCCAGCGCAGAAGAGCGUAUCCUAUUCUUGACCACCAAUCAUAUUGAGAAGCUCGACGCCGCCCUCGUGCGACCUGGUAGAGUGGACAUGACGGUGCAUCUCGGCAAUGCAACCGCCUAUCAGAUUGAGCAGCUAUGGAAACGCUUCUAUGAAGACGUCGACGGAGAUGGGAAGCACCUAGCAUCCUUUAUAGACACACUUCGUUCCCAUGGCAUCCUCUCACGUGACACCAGCCAAACCACCAGCACCGUCUCUCCGGCCGCAAUCCAAGGCCUCUUCUUGUACAACAAGUCUGACCCUUUCGGCGCCAUCCAGAUGGCUGCUCAGCUCGCUCCUCCAGACACUUCCAACCAGUCUCUUGCGUCCAGUCCUUAA
Messenger RNA from Cyphellophora europaea CBS 101466, 1491 nucleotides. RefSeq lists its product as uncharacterized. The record is from RefSeq and is a predicted model, not a curated record. The transcript has a single exon. NCBI's taxonomy places the organism in Eukaryota, Fungi, Ascomycota, Eurotiomycetes, Chaetothyriales, Cyphellophoraceae. Gene Ontology annotation, cellular component: mitochondrial inner membrane. Gene Ontology annotation, molecular function: ATP binding; ATP hydrolysis activity. The coding region runs from base 1 to 1491 and encodes 496 amino acids. Gene Ontology annotation, biological process: mitochondrial respiratory chain complex III assembly; protein insertion into mitochondrial inner membrane from matrix.